AUUAAUUGUCAAGUUAAAUCAUCUUCCCAUUGAACACUCUCAGAUUAAACUAUACGAAUCUGUAUCUAUAUUCAAUGUUUUAUUCUUAUAGAUAGUGAAUAAGAGUUGUGUUUUACACCCGAGACAAAACUUGUUGGAACAGACACAUUUUAUAUGUCAACAUAUUCAUUUAGGAAGCUAUACAGAUGUGUACAAGAAAUAUGGAGUUAAUCAUGAAAUUUUAGACACAGAUUUUAAUCCAACAAGGAUGACUACUCCUGAAGUUUUACCAAAUAAUUUUAAUCAGAAUUUGCACAUAGACAAGGCAGGCCUUGCCAGUAAAAGAUUGACAUUUGGAACUCCUUCAUAUCCUUCCCCACUUGAUAGGAUAAGAGGAGGGAGAAAUGACAGAGCCAACCAGUUUGGUCUCCUGGUUGGAAAAGAAGCAUCAUUUGAAGGCAACCAGUCUUAUCCUAAAAUAAACAGGGGCCAGUUAUGUCUGGAUGAGACCAUGAUGAAACCUAAAACAGCCAGAAUUAUUCAAGGUUCCAAGUUAAAUGAUGUGAGUUAUUCACCAGCUAGAAGUAAAGGAUCCUUUCUGAGUCCCCAUGAUUCUAGUCUGAACAUGUCCAAUCAUGAGAAUUGGUCAUUCUAUAAUUAUCUUGGUGGUCACUCAACUUCAGCAUUCCCGACUACAGUACGGAAUCCAAACAAAGCUAUUUGUACAAUAAAUGCUAAAACAUCAGAGAUUUUAAUUGCCAAUGACAUUGCCUGUGUUUUGUUUGGUUAUGAGUUAGAAAAUCUGAUUGGAAAGAAUUUGAAAGAUCUGAUAAAAUUAAAACCCAAAGAUCAGGCUACCAUUAGUGAAUCACAUUUGGAUGAAGCCUCUGGUGAAAUGGUAUCAAUUUCUGGAAAAGUGGUUGAUGCCUCUGACAGUGAAGGUAUUGUCAUGCCAGUUUCUAUCUGGGUACGGAAGUUAAACUGUAAAACAGAGCCAAGGUGUCUGGUGGUUAUGGAACCAGUUGAGAGAACUGUUGCCAUGGUUACAUUUAAUAAUAAGGGUGUGAUUCUAUCAUGUGACCAUCAGUUGGCGUACCUUCAUGGUUUUGAUUCUCCUGAUGACUUGGAAGGUCUUGAUAUGACACAGUUGAUACCAUCAUUUAAUAUACCUAUGACAUCAUCAUCUCUCACAAAGGAAAUUCGUAAGCAGCAAGCAACAGGCAGAACAAAAGAUGGAGUACCUUUCCCACUGAGUAUUUCUGUUAAAAUGGCAUCAGAGAUAGAAGAUGAUCCAAGGAAUAUACCACCGAAUCAAAAGGAUGGUUGCUAUGACAACAUCUACCUUGGGAUUGUAUGGGUAUUUUCCAGCAUCAGUGGACUGAUUACAUUUUACCCUGAUGGAAAGAUACAGUCCAUUAAUGAGAACUUUUCUCGUUUGUUGUUUGGUUAUAGUAGUGAAGAACUUAUAGGAAAGAACAUUUCUAUGCUGAUCCCUGAAAUAAGUGAAAUCUUAGAAGAUAAAGGAUUUAAAGCACCUAUGGAAGAUUUAGGAGAGGAUGAAAGUGUUCAUAUAAAGAAGAAGAAAUUGUUUGAGACAGACAGUAGUGAGGACCAAGGAAUUGGUAGUAGCAUUGUAUCUGGUCUGGCUGGAAGAGUGGACAUACCAAUGGAAGGUCUAGGUGAUCUGAAACCAGGUGUCACAUCUACACCCAAUAAAGUCAAUUCAGAGUCUUUUCUCAAGAGAGCUCUUGAAACGGAGAAUAGUAAAUCUAUCAAAAAUAUUUCACCUUUAGCUGAAUCUGAUUCAAUAGCCAUCAAAUUAAACCUGGAUUCUGACAGUGAUAGUGAUGACAUCAUUAAGCCUCUUUAUAAAUCAGAUGUCAGGUCACCUGUACGUUUAAGUGAUGUAUCUACUUCAAGUACAGAAACUAUACCCACUGCAAGGGAGGUGAAGAAAUUUUUUCCUCCUAUUGUGCCUGAUGCUGGGGGUGAAAUUCCAUCCACAAAUGUUCGAAACUCAGUUGAGGUUGAAACAAUAGAAAAUCUUCCAAAUGAAGUGCAAUAUACUGAUAGAAUUGAUGAUUUAAGUGACAUUGAAUCUGACAAUGACCCUUCUGACCUAAGUACUAGUACCGCUGAACUUUUAUCUGCCAAAGUAGAAUUAAUGAAAUUACGGUCCACAGAAGACUUACUGAACCAGAGUUUAACCUCAGAACAGUUUGACACUUCAGGUCAAGGGGCAUCCGGGGACAUAAGCAACAAUUGUCAAUCAAGUAGUGCAAAUAAAGAAGUGACUGAUGAAAGUUGUCAUGACAACCCGAUUCAAAACAACAUUGAUUUUAUACCCCCCUGUGGUGACAACCAUUAUUUAGACAGUAGUAGCACAGAGUCGGACUAUUCAUGUGAUGAGGAACGUCCGAUUCCCAAACAUAUUUUAUCUCCGCUGACUGGGACGUCAUGGGAAGAACCAGGCACUGAUAGUAACUUAACAGACCUUAUGCCAGAAUACGACUCGAGUUUGGCUGAAAAAAUGGGUGGAUAUUCUGCCAGUAAUGGCUCAGAUUCUAUGCAACUGUCAAAUCAGUCUCUGUCAUAUUCAAAAUCACGGAGUCCGAGGAAACAUCGUAGACGGCAUGGUGAUAGGAAAUCAGUCAAAGACUUGCAGACAAGUAGUGGAGUGUAUGAUAAGAGUAAUUAUACUGAAGGGAGCUUUGCUGGAGCUUGUGUUCAUAAAGAUGGUUCACAUUUAGGUGUAAUUUUCCAAGUAAAGAAAGUGGAAUUAGAUGAUGGUACCUCAACAUAUUGUAUGUGGGUGUCACGUGACCCAGAGGAUGCACCAGAGUAUGGAAAGUCUUUUGCAAACCUGACGUUGGCCUCCACUUUUAACAGUACAAUGGAUAAAUCUAAUUGUAGUUUAGGAGAGAUGGUUGUUGAUAAGAAUGAUAAUGAGGAAAAAGAGGCUGACACUGCAGAGGAGGAAUCUCCUGGUAGAGGACAGUAUGAUCUGAAAUAUGACACCAUGGAUUCCAUAGGCAAAGGAGCUUUUGGUUUUGUUAAAACUGCAUUGAGAAAGACUGAUGGGGAGGAGGUUGUUGUGAAGUUCAUUAGAAAAAGUAAAGUUCUGUCAGAAUGUUGGAUAACAGAAAGAAGUGGGGACAAAAUCCCUAUGGAAGUAGGCCUGCUGAGAAAAUUAUCUCACCCUAAUAUUGUAUCUGUGAUAGAUGUGUUUGAGAAUGAUGAUUAUGUACAGAUGGUAAUGGAGAAACAUGGCAGUGGAAUGGAUCUGUUUGAGUUUAUUGACAGGAGUCCUCUACUAGAUGAGACACUGGCUAGUUAUAUUUUUAAACAGAUGGUAAGUGCUAUAUCAUACCUCCACAAGAAUGGCAUUAUACAUAGAGAUGUGAAGGAUGAGAAUGUGAUAUUAAACGAGAGCUUCCAGAUUAAGUUGAUUGACUUUGGUGCUGCAGCCUACCUGGAUACUACUAAACUGUUUGGAACAUUCUGUGGAACAUUGGAAUACUGCAGUCCAGAAGUUCUAAUGGGAAAUAAGUAUGAAGGUCCAGAGUUAGAAAUGUGGUCCAUGGGAGUGACAUUAUACACUUUGGUAUUUGGAGAGAACCCUUUCUUUGAUGUAGAUGAAACAAUACAGUGUGUUUUGAAACCACCAUUUGUUGUAUCUAGACCGUUGAUGUUUUUACUAAUGGGUUUACUGCAUCCAGAUCCUAGAAAGAGAACCAGUAUAAAGGAGUGUGAGAAGGACCUGUGGGUUAACCAACCAAUAGAUAUCUCUAUGUACAAGUGGGAGGAUGUACUACCUAACUCGGAGUUUCAUGGGAACACUGCAUCAGAUAACAGAAUGGACUCCCCAGACAUUCACAAAACACAUGAAAAAUGGCUAAAACACAGUAAUCUUGUACCAAGCUGAUACAAAUAAAAAUGUGCUGAUAGAAUUGUCAAAAUCAAAAAUCACCAAAUCUACUCAUGAAACAGAUUAUAAUAGUGCAUCUGACAGGAGAAAUAUUUUUUAAAUAGUGCCAUUUUAAAAAAGGACUUCAUUUCCUGUAUUAUAAACAGAGUCCUGAUGUAACAAGAGGUGUUCCAGGAAUAAUGGUAUAAGGGAGAGGAGGUGCUUUUUAAUUUAGCCCACCAUGCAUACAUUUUUAUUGAUUAUUUCAAAUAUUUGUUUAGGACAUCUUUAUUAAAAAAACAACUAAAUUUAAAAAGAAGUGCUAAUCAUGUUCAAAUACAAUUAAUCCUGGAACAGUUCUGAGGUGAUCAUGAUUAAUUCAGAAAUUUUGUGUGCAUUUAUAAAUGCAAUUAUUUUUCUUCAAAGAAGUUUGUGGGAUUUAGUGAUACAAUUUUAAGAAAUGAUGAAUAAAAAGUGGGUUUUAUUUUUUAAAGUAUGUAAAAUGCAAGUUUUAAUAAUGAUAUAUCUGACUAAAGUUCAUCUGCAUUUUUUCCUGGGUAUAUAAUGAAACUUGAGGAAAAAAAAUGAGAAUUUCUGAAUCAACUGUAGUUUUGUUUUGAAAGUAUGUUUUAAGAAUAAGCUAUACUAUUUAUUAUAAAAGCAAAACAAUUGUAAAAUUGAUAAAUGCAGACACAUGUCAUCCAAUUUCUAUAUAUAGAUUUUAUUUUUUCUCUAUUUUUGUUAUUCUCAUUCAGUAAGAACUCAGAUAUUUUUAUGAACAUCUUUAAUAACUUAUUCACCCAGUUAACUAUUACAAUUUUUUCUUGAAAAGACAAAAGUCUGAGAUACAAAUGAUAUAUCAAUAUAUAAAUUUUUGAUUGUAGAUUUUUUCUUGAAAAGACAAAGUCUGAAAUAAAAAUGUGAUAUCAAUAUAUAAAUUGUUAAUGGUAGUUGCUCACUUGUGUGUGAGAAUGUAUGCACAGUGUUAAUAGUACACAACGUCUUGCAGGUUUACGUUGGAUUAAGAGACAAAUUUCAUACAGAGAUACUGUAAAAUCAGAAAUUAUAGUGUGCAUUUUUUUCGAAAUAAUAAAAGCAUCCUAAAUUUUUUGGAAUUUACUAAAUAGAAAUACUGAACCCAACACAGAACAAUGUUUUGGGGUAAUAUAUACACUGUAAAGAUUUUAUCAUUUGAAAAUGUUUAUUUAAUAACUUUUUGUAACAGGGUAAAAACAUCACAUUAUUCAUGUGAAUGUAAUCUUGUUUUAGUACUGUUUAGAAUUUGAAACAAAGAAAUGAUAUAAAAAUAAGUUUUAACCUCGUGAUUUUUUUAUAGGAAUUAUGUAAUAAAUUUCCAUGACAAUUAAUAAAAAUUUUAUGUAUUGAAACAAGGUAUAUAUAGUAAUAGCUGAAAGUUAUUUUUAAUAAAUCAAAUUGAAAAAGAGCACAUGGCACAAAGAUAAACUAGAAGUUGAGAUUUGUCAUUAGGGUUUGAAAUAAUGAGUUUUGAGGACCUGGCCUCACAGCCAUAAAACUUUCGAGCAUGAUUUUGUACUCAAGACUCGAAAAUCAACCAAUCAAAUUGCUGGAUUUCAUGUUUCAAGCAUGAUUUUUGUGCGCAGAGCACUGAGCAAAGUUUUAUGACUUCAAUUCCUGACUAUGUUGAUUUCAAAGAUUUUUUCUUGACUUUCAAAAAAAAUUGUUCCUGGUUUAUCAGAUUUAAAAAAAAAUGAGAAUCAGCUAGGUAUUACAUGGUACACUUCUGAGUAUGAUAAGUCUAUAAGAUUAACAUAAGCGAAAAAGGGUAUAAGAUAAACAAAAUAAUUGUAAUGCUAGAUAGCGUCUUUUACUUUCUUGAAUUAAGAAUUGUUAUACUAAAAUAUAUGUAUAUGUGCAUGAAAUAUAGUUUGAAUAUUUACAUUUAAGAAAAACUAAUAUAUUUAUCCUAUGCAUGCAGUAGCAGUGGUAAAAGGGUCUGCUAGUAUAUUAUUGUCCAUUGUAUAAAAUCCUAGUCACAUUUGUGUGUAUUUCAAUUUUUAUGUUUUUAUUGAUAUAGAAUUUUUAUAUGCUGUGAUAUUUCAAACAUAUUUCCUUCUACUAAUCACAAGACAUUCUGAUUAUUUUGCCUGUGUAACCAUUAUAUAGGAUUGCAUAAUAUCUGUUAGUUUUAUAUUGAAUAAACGGGUGUUAGGUAUUUACUAUAAAGGUUAACAGACAUCCUUGAAUAAAACUAUUACUACACUAUUGUAAAUAGAAAUCUUUGCAUAUUAAAAUACAUAGUAUCUCUGACUGACUGCUAUUUUUUAAAUCAAUAACUAUUUCUUCAUCUUUAAUAUACAUGUAUAAAUGUUAAUAAGUAACGCAAGAUGCUUUUGACUUAUUGCUUUACAUCUUAAUUGAUUACAGAAUUUAUAAAAGAAAGUCUUUUUUGAGUUUGCUUUUUUUCAGUUUUGCUUUUCCGAAAUUCUUAAAUGUGGUUCAUCAGGGAUUUGAAUGAAAGCUUUAUUUAGAUUUUUGUUGUAAAAAGAUAAGCUUAUUUUCCUCUCCAAAGAUUUUCUUAUUUUUAUAGGGGUUUGGCUAUUUUCUCAACGUAUCAGAUGUUUGUGUCACCAGAUUGUAUGACAUUUUUAUAGUUUUGUUUUUGAUGUGAAGACAAGUUUCCCUUUCAAAUUGAAGAUUGAUUGUUUCACUUGUUGAAUUUGAAUUAUUUAACUGCGGAGACUGUUGUAUAAUGGGUUUCUUACAUAGCAAUUUAUUUCUAAACGUGUUCAUAAUCUUAUAUUAGAAUUUUUUGUAAUAAGUUAUGCAAAGUUAAAUAACUAAUCAUGAACAAAUUAAAUACUGGUGAAAUUAUUAAGGUAAAGGUUGUAAGAUUUUGUACUAACAAGUGAUGUACAUAAAACAAUGUAUUUAUUGUAUGUUGUACCAGUAUAGCCAGUUAUUGCCUUGUGUAUAUAAUGGUGAAUAAAAACACUUUUUUAUUGUAGAGAAA
This is a messenger RNA of Mytilus trossulus (common blue mussel), 6878 nucleotides long. RefSeq names its product PAS domain-containing serine/threonine-protein kinase-like. The transcript has 20 exons. Gene Ontology annotation, biological process: intracellular signal transduction; protein phosphorylation; negative regulation of glycogen biosynthetic process. The record is from RefSeq and is a predicted model, not a curated record. The coding region runs from base 248 to 3904 and encodes 1218 amino acids. Gene Ontology annotation, molecular function: protein serine/threonine kinase activity; ATP binding. Gene Ontology annotation, cellular component: cytosol; cytoplasm; nucleus. NCBI's taxonomy places the organism in Eukaryota, Metazoa, Mollusca, Bivalvia, Mytilida, Mytilidae.